Messenger RNA from Gossypium raimondii (Peruvian cotton), 2544 nucleotides. RefSeq lists its product as uncharacterized. Gene Ontology annotation, biological process: transcription initiation at RNA polymerase I promoter. Lineage: Eukaryota; Viridiplantae; Streptophyta; Magnoliopsida; Malvales; Malvaceae. The transcript is spliced from 16 exons. The coding region runs from base 145 to 2034 and encodes 629 amino acids. The record is from RefSeq and is a predicted model, not a curated record. Gene Ontology annotation, molecular function: RNA polymerase I general transcription initiation factor activity; RNA polymerase I core binding. Gene Ontology annotation, cellular component: nucleus.
AAAAACCCUUAACUAUCUCUCUUUGAACACCCGCCGCCAACAAGCUUCUCCUGUUCCUGCAGUCUCUGACCCAAGCCCUCUCCUGCCUUCAAGUUCCCACGGAGAAGGAAACUGAAUAAGCUUAAUUUGAACCUAAAACAGAGCAUGGGAUUGGAAUUGCCGAAAUACCCGGAGAUGGAGGAAGAUCAAGUUUUCAAUUUCACUGAUUCAGAAAUAGUUUCUCAUGUCAAGCAAGCUCUCGCCUCCGUCCUAUCCGGUGAUAACAACAGCUAUAAUCAGCUUGUUGGGGUCAUGCACCAUUCCAAACAUCUUGCCCCUGAUGAGGUCGCCUUACUCGAGACUACUUUGAAGGCACUAGCUGGGGCAGUAUCUUCUAUAGAUAUUACUCAUCAUGACUCCCUCCUUUCUGCUAUUUAUUGUAUGAGCAUGUGGAACUACGGGCCUCAUGUGGCAGAUGCAUUAGCUGAACUUAUUGUGUCCCUUGCUAUUUCAAAUGGAAAAUAUCUUGAUUUGUGUCUGGGUAUGCUUGUGAGCAAUUUCACUCCACCACCUUAUUUCUUGGAUAAACUAAAAAUGCCACAUGGUCUUGAGAGGAAGGGACAAGUUCUUUCUCGGGUGCAUGCAGCUUUCAAAAAGAUAGCUGAUUAUGUCCCUCUUGCCCCCUUGAGAUUAUUGACCAUAGUUCUCCAAGGAAUGCCAACAAUUUAUCAUAAGGACCGAGCAAUAGUAAUUUAUGUGGAGAACAUGUUAAAAUUAGAGAGUGGUGAAAUUGGAGAACUUGUUGGAAGCACAAUACUUAUGGCUGUGGUGGACCGGCUGAUAGAACUAGAUGUGGAGAUUGGAUGGGAUGCCAUUUUACAAGAUGACUUUAGUAAAGGCAUAUUUGAGAUGGAGCUAGAAGAUGUGGAUGACAUUGAGGAAAGUGCUGAGCCAGAUGUUGGAGAGUUCCGAUUAAGCCGUAAGAGUCUAGCUGGAAACAGCAUCGCUGAACUGCUAGAUAACCUACUGGUUUUAACCUUUGAACAUCUUGAAUCUUGUGAAAGGGAGGGCCGCUUAGCUAAGGUAUUUGAAACACUUCUCCAGUCAUUUCGGGUAACAGUUCUAAGUGCCUACAAGUCAAAAUUUGCUCAGUUUGUUAUGUUCUAUGCUUGUGCAUUAGAUCCUGAAAACUGUGGUAUGAGAUUUGCCACAGUGCUGGCAGAUCUAUUUGUUCAAGACUCACAGCCCCAACCAACCAGGAUGAGUGCUGUAUCUUAUCUUGCUAGCUACUUAUCUCGAGCGAAGUUUCUGGCUGCCUCUUCUAUUUCUAGCAUGUUAAAAAGGUUGGUGGAUUGGUGCCUGGAAUACUGCGAAGCCCAUGAUGGUGAUAUAAAUCCAAAUGCACAUCGAGUUUUCUAUUCUGGAUGCCAGGCUAUUAUGUAUGUCCUCUGCUUUCGAAUGAAAGUUUUCGUGGAUGUUCCACGCUUGAAGUCAGAACUUCUCAUACCAUUGGAACAAGUCCUAAAGCACAAAUUGAAUCCUUUGAAGGUAUGCCUUCCAUCUGUUGUGGAAGAGUUUCUGCGACAGGCAAAAGCAGCUUCUCUAUUCACUGUGUGUAAAACGUUCAUUUUUGAUGGGCUGCUAGAGUCAGAACUUUCAAGGGCAUUUGGUGGCCUGGAAAGGCUCGACACAUUCUUUCCUUUCGACCCUUGUUUGCUGAAAAAAUGUGACAGUUUUAUCCGUCCGAUGUUUGUCUUCUGGUCAAUGGUAAAACCAACAUACGAUGAUGCUUUUGAUGAUGAUGAUGAUGAUGAUGGCAGCAGUGAUGAUGAUUUGGUUCAGGAUUUUGUAAAUGAAAAUGAGGAUAUUAUGAAUGAUGAGUUCGGAAAGAGCUUUGAUGAGCAAGGUGUUGAUAUGGAUGAAUUUGAUUAUGCAUUGAAGAAAAUGUCGAUAACACCCAAGGCUACUUCUAAUUACAAGUUUGGUGGUCGAUUUCAAGAACCGGCAAGAAUGCCUUCUAGAAUUAGGCCCUCUACAAGCCCAGAGUCCUUAUGAUUCAAGGGGGAUGGGAUGGAUAAAUGUUUGUAUCUACUAAUGUAUCACGUAAAAUUACUGCAGAAGAAACAAGUGCAAAAUUGAUCCAAGGGAGAUUGCUAUUUAUGGUCCGGAAAAGGGAAUGUUUAAGAUUAGCUAGCUGAUCUCUCAUCCAAAACCUGGAGCGGAGUGCAGAGCAAAGAAUGUUGGAUAUAUGAAGUUUUUGAAGGUAUUGUCAGCUUCUUGUUUAUUCAGAGUAUUACUAUGAUUGUAAAAAUUCAAUCAACAGAUAGCUUAGAUUUCUUUCUUUUGCCGCUUUGAAAUUGUUCUCUCUAAUAUUUCUUAUACCAGCUCCUUACUACCCGAUGAAAAUGUCUUUUUUGCGGCCCACAAUUGGGUGUGAGAAUCUGCUAAAUGUAUUGCUUAUCUGUUAGGCUUGGCCCAAAUUAAAAUGAUGUUUACAAUGUAAAAGAGGGAAUGAUGUAUGCUGAUCUACUGCUACCCACUGGUUUAAUAACAGUCAUUUCAUCA